GAUAUCGGAGAGUUGGCUGCGCUUACGGUGGCCAACGAGUCGCUCGAUAUGAACGGAUCGGCCGCUAACUCCCAAAUGAACACUGAAUUUAGAAAGACAUGGAAUCCUAAAUAUAUUCUUAAAUCACAUUUUGAUUGUGUCCGAUGUCUGCGAUUUCACGCCACAGAACCGCUGCUCAUAACCUGUUCUGAAGACGAAACAAUUAAACUCUGGAAUCUAAACAAAACCCAACAGUCAAACGAUAUCGGAGAGUUGGCUGCGCUUACGGUGGCCAACGAGUCGCUCGAUAUGAACGGAUCGGCCGCUAACUCCCAAAUGAACACUGAAUUUAGAAAGACAUGGAAUCCUAAAUAUAUUCUUAAAUCACAUUUUGAUUGUGUCCGAUGUCUGCGAUUUCACGCCACAGAACCGCUGCUCAUAACCUGUUCUGAAGACGAAACAAUUAAACUCUGGAAUCUAAACAAAACCCAACAGUCAAACAAAGGGAAACAACAACAACAGCAGCCAAUGGGUCCGACCGGUGGCACGACCUUUGACUUAGAGCCCGUUUAUACAUAUAGGGGCCACACAUCCCGAGUAUUAUCAUUAACGGUGAAUAGCAAUACGAUAUAUUCCGGGGCACAAAACGGUCAGCUAAUGAUUUGGUCGAUUCCGGCCAACAUCGCGAACAUUGAUCCGUACGACUCCUACGACCUCAACCUCCAGUUAUAUCAAAUCGAUGCCCACACGAACGCCAUCUGGUCUCUGGUGGCCAUCCCUUCGUCCACUUCCCCGACACCUAUACUGUGUUCGGCAGCUGCGGAUCAGACCAUUAAGAUAUGGGACACAUCACGAGCCACUUGUACUAAAACCAUUACAUUAGAAGGGAGUGUCCGACCGACUAGUUUGGCAGCCGUUGCGCCCCAUAAUAACAACAGUGAAAGUAGUUCUCCAUCACUACUGGCCGCUGCCUUCACUGACGGCUCAAUUAGCGUAUACGACUUGGAGGCUACGUCUGGUUCUAAGCCUGUGCUCACCUUCGAGGCGGGCGCACCCGGACGUGUCAACGCCAUUGCCGUACACCCGACUAUGCCUGUAGUGGUCAGCGCUCACGAGGACCGGCAGAUCAAGUUAUGGGAUCUAAAUAGCGGUAAAUGCAUUCACGCAAUGGUCGCACAUUUAGAUGAAGUGACAUGUCUUGCCUGUGAUCCCAAUGGACUGUAUUUAUUAAGUGGAAGUCAUGACUGUAGUGUCCGUCUGUGGAACUUCGACAGCAGGACAUGUGUUCAAGAGAUUACAUCCCAUCGCAAGAAGUUUGACGAAGCGAUAUUCGACGUGACAUUUCAUCCGAGUAGGCCUUACUUCGCCUCCGGCGGCGCCGACGCUUUGGCCAAAGUGUUUGUUUGAUUACAACUGUUGUCUAAUGUAUAUUGAGAUUGAAAUUUUUUGUUUGUUUGUGUUUCUCAUACACUCCACUCAAUUAUUAUAGUGUUUUUCUGUUUGCUAUUUAUUCCUCUCUCUUAUGUCUAAAUGCUAUCACUCUCUAUCCUCCCGUCCUUUCGCUAUCCCUUUCACACCAUUUAUCGCCUAUUAUUUAAUUAAUUAAAGUAUGAAAUAUAUCGACAAAAACUACUCCAUA
Messenger RNA from Medioppia subpectinata, 1618 nucleotides. NCBI's taxonomy places the organism in Eukaryota, Metazoa, Arthropoda, Arachnida, Sarcoptiformes, Oppiidae. The record is from the annotation of a GenBank genome assembly.